Messenger RNA from Apis laboriosa (Himalayan honeybee), 935 nucleotides. RefSeq lists its product as uncharacterized. The coding region runs from base 1 to 744 and encodes 247 amino acids. The record is from RefSeq and is a predicted model, not a curated record. The transcript has 5 exons. NCBI's taxonomy places the organism in Eukaryota, Metazoa, Arthropoda, Insecta, Hymenoptera, Apidae.
AUGGAGGAGAAGGAGUAUCUUAAUUCCGAGUUGCGUGAAAUUCUGGAACAAUUCGUGAGAAUUCGUGACACAUACGUCGCGAUGGAAACUUACUGUGAAGUACAACAAGAAGCAUUGUCGAUUGAGAAAGAGCGUUAUGAGAAGAUGAAAGAGAAUCUAGAAAAGCUUUCGAAAACUUAUUUGCUUCUCGAAAAGAGAUAUAAGACCACUGUUGAGAAAUUGCAGAAUGAAGGGAACGAUCUUCGUAAAAUGAUCGAGGAAUUGAAAAAAGAUUGCGAUGAUCUGCGUCUCAUUAAUGCAGAACGUAUUGCAAACGACGAGCAAAUGCGUGGAUUGCAAGACGAAGUGGAAUGUUUAAAAGUGCAGUUAUUAAUGCAAGAAGAGAAACAUAACGAGGAUAUUGCAUUACUGAAGCAACAACACACAGAUGAAAUACAAAGAUACAAAAUGUUGCUGCAAAACGCAAAACUGGCCCCUACUUCCAAUGAACCUAAAAAAAGAGGACGGCCCAAAAAUUCGGGAAAAAAUAAAAAAGAUACCUCGUACUUUAGAUGGCCAGAAUUGAACAUAGAGAAAAUAAAUGAUACAUAUAUGGGUUUUGAGAAGGAAAUUGUAAAUAAAAAUAUUGAAACAAAGAAAAGGAAAUUGUUCCAUGAAGACAAAGAUACCACAGUGGAUAUUGUUCAAAGUAUACACAAUUUAUCAGUUCAAAAUAUAGAAGAAAACGAGAUUAAUACAAAAUAAUUAUUGCGUACAUUACAAAUAAUAUAAAAUAUAUUAAUUUAAUCUAAAGUUAAAUUCAUUUUCAAUAAUAUUUCAGUAAAUUAAACUAAAUAUAAUUUUUGGUUCGAUUCUAAGAUUCUUAAACGAUAAACAUACUAAUGUUAAACGAUAAACAUAAAUAAAUCAAGAUAUAUCUGAUAAAAAAAAAAAAA